GAAUCGGCCCCAGUGCGGCUCGCUGCAGCCACGACCCACCUCUGCCCAUGGGGCCCUGCAUGUGCGCCCCUUCGCCCGGGGACUGACACCCGCUCUCCCCGGAGACACAAAACACCCAGAAGGAUCCCGAGCGUCGCACCAGCCCGAGGACUCUGCAGAGGCGAGAAGGGAAAAAGCAGGGAGCGGGGCCAGAUCUCCGGAUUUGGGACAUUCUUCGAAAUAACUUUUUUCUUACUUUGGAGUACCCCGAUCGCGUCUGCUGGUGGCUCUUGGCUGCCCCCCCCCCCACUCCGACUGCUGAUUUUCGGUCCUCUUUGGCGAGCAAAGGAAAGGGACGUCCUCUAGCCACGCUAGCCCCCUUUCCCCUUGCCUCUCAGUUUGGAUCGCGCCUCUUGGAUCUCCUUUUUAUUUAUUCUAUUUAUUUAUUUAUUGGCUCUCAAGACGUGAGGGGAUGGUGGCGGAGCGCGCCCGCAAAGCGGCAGCCUCUGGCAACCGCGGCCCCGGGGAGCUGGGCGCGCCAGGGCCCGGGACAGUGGCGCUGGCUGAGCAGUGCGCUAGGCUGCCGAGCCCUGGGUGCUGCGGACUGCUGGCUCUGGCGUUGUGCUCGCUGGCGCUCAGCCUGCUCGCCCACUUUCGGACCGCCGAGCUGCAGGCCAGAGUGUUGCGCCUGGAAGCGGAGCGCGGGGAGCAGCAGAUGGAGAAAGUUAUUUUGGGACGAGUCAACCAACUGCUGGACGAGAAAUGGAAGUUCUACUCACGCAGGCGCCGAGAGGCCCCGAAGAUGUCUCCAGGAUGUAACUGCCCACCAGGACCUCCUGGUCCCACUGGAAGACCUGGACUCCCAGGGGACAAAGGUGCCAUCGGGAUGCCUGGACGCGUGGGUGUCAAAGGUCAACCAGGCGAGAAGGGUGCCCCUGGAGAUGCGGGGAUGUCCAUCAUCGGGCCUCGAGGCCCCCCUGGCCAGCCUGGUACCCGAGGCUUCCCAGGAUUCCCGGGUCCCAUUGGUCUUGAUGGCAGGCCGGGCCACCCCGGACCUAAAGGGGAGACGGGCCUGGUGGGUCCUCGAGGACAACCGGGACCUCAGGGACAAAAGGGAGAAAAGGGUCAGUGUGGAGAGUACCCACACAGGGAGUACCCAAGUGGCACGCUUGCAGCCCUGCGCUCCAACCCGAUAAUUCCCCUAAAGCUGUUGCCUCUCCUCAAUUCAGUGCGGCUGGCUCCACCCCCAGUCAUUAAAAGGCGGACCUUUCAGGGGGAACAAAGCCAAGCUGGCAUCCAAGGCCCUCCAGGGCCACCGGGUCCCCCAGGACCAAGUGGCCCUCUGGGACACCCAGGACUGCCAGGGCCUAUAGGGCCACCUGGUUUACCUGGGCCUCCUGGACCAAAGGGAGACCCAGGGAUCCAGGGCUAUCAUGGCCGCAAGGGAGAGCGGGGCAUGCCAGGAAUGCCAGGCAAGCACGGAGCCAAGGGGGUUCCUGGGAUUGCCGUGGCUGGGAUGAAGGGUGAGCCAGGGACGCCAGGAGCCAAGGGUGAGAAGGGCGCUGCAGGCUCCCCUGGCCUCCUGGGGCAGAAGGGAGAAAAAGGUGAUGCCGGCAAUGCCAUUGGAGGAGGCAAGGGAGAGCCUGGCCCCCCAGGGCUUCCUGGACCCCCUGGGCCAAAGGGAGAAGCUGGUGUCGAUGGCCAGGCUGGGCCCCCAGGACAGCAAGGAGACAAGGGACAGCCAGGAGCAGCUGGGGAACAGGGACCCGCUGGCCCCAAGGGUUCCAAGGGUGAACCCGGCAAGGGAGAGUUGGUGGAUUAUAAUGGGAGCAUCAACGAGGCACUUCAGGAGAUCAGGACGCUGGCCUUGAUGGGGCCUCCUGGUCUUCCUGGACAAACAGGCCCGCCCGGACCUCCAGGGACUCCAGGCCAAAGGGGGGAGAUUGGACUGCCAGGCCCUCCAGGACAUGAUGGGGACAAGGGGCCUCGAGGAAAGCCAGGAGAUAUGGGGCCCGCUGGUCCUCAAGGACCCCCAGGAAAGGAUGGGCCUCCAGGAAUGAAGGGAGAGGUCGGGCCCCCAGGAAGUCCAGGGGAGAAAGGAGAGACAGGACAAGCAGGCCCGCCGGGUCUAGAUGGCCCAACUGGGGAGAAAGGAGAACCAGGUGACGAAGGGAGACCUGGAGCGACAGGAUUGCCUGGGCCCAUCGGGCUUCCGGGAUUCACAGGAGAGAAAGGAGAAGCUGGGGAGAAAGGUGACCCGGGAGCAGAGGUUCCUGGGCCGCCAGGGCCAGAGGGUCCUCCAGGACCUCCGGGCCUCCAAGGUGUUCCUGGACCAAAGGGAGAAGCAGGCCUAGAUGGCAGUAAAGGAGAGAAGGGCUCCCAGGGAGAAAAAGGAGACCGGGGGCCUCUGGGAUUGCCUGGAGCUUCAGGUUUGGACGGCAGGCCUGGGCCACCGGGUACUCCAGGACCAAUCGGGGUUCCAGGCCCAGCUGGACCAAAGGGCGAAAGGGGCAGCAAAGGCGACCCAGGGAUGACGGGACCAACGGGAGCAGCUGGGCUGCCUGGUUUACAUGGACCACCCGGGGACAAAGGAAACCGGGGGGAAAGGGGGAAGAAGGGCUCUAGAGGGCCUAAAGGGGACAAGGGGGACCAAGGAGCACCUGGACUAGACGCCCCCUGCCCGCUGGGAGAAGAUGGCUUACCAGUCCAAGGCUGUUGGAACAAGUGAUGCCUCUAACCUCGGACUGGCCUGUGUGUGUUUGUAUAUAGGAUAUUUAUUUUUAUACAGUUUUCACCUUUUGAAAAAUGCCCAAACUAUGAUGCAUCUUGCAGAUCAUUAAAAGAGAAAGAAGAAAAGCCUGCAUAUUUUGUACAGGAAAUAACCCCUUUCCCUUUUGUUUACAAGACAUGUUUGUAUAAAUCUGUUUCUAAUACACUUUCUGUCUGUGCGUCUGCUUCUAACGUUGCAUGAUAUUUGUGCACACUUAUUAAAUAUCACAGCUUAAUAAAUUAUUGUGUUCCGGUGCCGAAGGGAGCUUGCCAGCCCAGAGGUGCUGCAAGCUUAUGUGUGAAUUCACAAAAACGUGGAGGUCCGUGGUGUUUGCCAGACUACAUGUGUCUGACAAUAUUUUAAACUUUAACUGACUUUCAUUAUUAUAAGAAAAAAAUAAAAAGUGGCAAUUCA
Messenger RNA from Grammomys surdaster, 3163 nucleotides. It is a transcript of the gene Col13a1, whose product is annotated as collagen type XIII alpha 1 chain. Lineage: Eukaryota; Metazoa; Chordata; Mammalia; Rodentia; Muridae. The record is from RefSeq and is a predicted model, not a curated record. Bases 452 to 2707 code for a protein of 751 amino acids. The transcript is spliced from 42 exons.